Molecule: messenger RNA, 1928 nt
Organism: Aphanomyces astaci
Lineage: Eukaryota; Oomycota; Saprolegniomycetes; Saprolegniales; Verrucalvaceae
Exons: 2
Coding region: 53-1507 (484 amino acids)
Biological process (GO): regulation of transcription by RNA polymerase II
Cellular component (GO): CCAAT-binding factor complex
Molecular function (GO): DNA-binding transcription activator activity, RNA polymerase II-specific; RNA polymerase II cis-regulatory region sequence-specific DNA binding; protein heterodimerization activity
Source: RefSeq, a predicted model, not a curated record
AACGAAUCGAAAUUGUUAUUGCGAUAGCACGUGACGGACGGACGGGUCUUCCAUGGACGGUCCUAACGACACACCGGUGCCACAGCCACAAGAUCACCUGUCACGUCAUCCUACACAAUAUGCAGAGGCUAGUUAUGCACACCGACAUGACUUGGCGGCGAUGGCCCUCGUACCACCAUCGGCUGUUCCCACGAUGCAACAAACCAGUGCAUGGCCAAGUGCAUCGUCCCAGGUACUCGACGUAACCAACACUGUACUUCUGGAGAAGCAACCGUUGCAGCCACCGCGGCCAUCCUAUCUCACAGUACCUGCUACAUCGCUUUACCAACCGCCGCAAAUCCAACAGUCCACAGGAACCCACGUGGCCGGCGCACCGUCGAUGGGAAACGCUCAUGCUUCCUCUCAGCUGCUGACUGUGCGUGUCCCAACCAACGCUCAAAGCCAACUAGUUGGUGCGUACGCCGGUCCCACCAGCAAGAAUCAGCCAGCCCCAACCAAACCUCGACCAGUAAAGAAACCGACGCCCAUGUCGAUCACGUUCAACGGAUCGUUCGAAGACGAAUGCAAGUCCAUGUUGCUCAAGCUCUUGUUCGCAUUCCACGAAGCCAAUUCCUCCGAUCAGGUGCUGGCGGCGCUGAGCGCGUUGUACACGUGGAUCAAGUCGCAGACGUACAACCCUCAACCUGCAUCCGGCGCUGCUGCGCCGCCUCCUCCCCCGCCGCCGUCGACCGUCAUUUCCCUCCCUCUUCUCCGCCACGCCAAGAACGAGUUUGUCCAAUGCAGCCAGAUCAAGCAACGCCGCCAGCCACAUGUGUGGUCCACAGGCGUCGCCCAGGCCUACGCGGGAAUCUUACAGCACAUGCUUCAAUCCAUCACGCACCACACAACGUUACUGCAGCAACAAGUCCAGCAACCCUCGCAGCAACCCUCGCAGCAACCCUCUCGGCCUAGUGGAGCCACGACUCCCCGCCCCCAGCAGCAGCAGAAACUGCCGCCGCCGCCGCUUCCCGUUGUACAGAAACCAGACGUGCUCCCUGAGAAACUCCAGCAACGCAUGCAAGUGAACCUGUCUCAGGCCCACGCACAAUUCUCUCGCGCACAGCAGCAACAGAAACCAACUCCUACCGUGAAAGCUCGCAAGCGGGAGCCGAAAGCCCCGCCGACCCCCAAGCCCCACGUCCCGUGCGUCCAGCCCCCGACGCCUCUGAUGUCAUCUGUCUCGAACGACGUGUUCGUGGACAUGACUCUCCGAACGGCGCAGUCUGGCGGCGACGACGACCAGCUGUACGUUCCCCAGCGCAACAUCACCAAGGUCAUGCGCACGGUGCUACCCCAGGAAACCAAGAUCAAGAUCGCCGACGACGCCAAAGAGCUGAUGCAGGAAUGCGUGACAGAGUUCAUGCUGUACUUGACGAGUGAAACGAGGGACCAGGCCGUGGUGGACAGACGCAGUAAGAUCACCCUCACCGGCCAAGACGCAGUCAAAGCGCUGUACAAUUUGGGGUAGAAUCACAGAUGCUUUCGACUGGUUGGGGCUUAGAUAUAUACUUAGGUUUACCACAUAUGGAGAUCUCUUGACACAGUACAACGAAAAGAUCACGGCGGCGCAAAGGGAAGCCAACCGCACGAAGAACGAACGCCGACUCGCCAAACAGAAAGGGCUGGGGCCAUCGCAACAGCAGCCGAAUGCACCUCCAUCCAUCCCACCGACCCCCCAAUCAACCGCCGAACCAGCACAACCAUCCCCGACGACCGCCGAACCUGCACAGUCCCUCCAAUCAACCGCUGAACCAGCACAGCCGUCUCCCGCAGUAUCAGCGGCAGAUUUACUCGACGUUGCAAUGGAAUAAGAGUUAUAUAUAGUGCACAGCGUCACAGACAGUUUUCAGAGUUCGUUUACAAUUGCAAUCGACUUGGUGCUUUCCCAG